This is a messenger RNA of Bombina bombina (fire-bellied toad), 3935 nucleotides long. It is a transcript of the gene LY9, whose product is annotated as lymphocyte antigen 9. The transcript has 3 exons. The record is from RefSeq and is a predicted model, not a curated record. NCBI's taxonomy places the organism in Eukaryota, Metazoa, Chordata, Amphibia, Anura, Bombinatoridae. Bases 80 to 535 code for a protein of 151 amino acids.
CAGACGAGCAAGUGACUGCAAAGUGCGUGGAAACUACAAAAGGCAGGAAACACUAGACAGGUGGAAUUCUUUAUAAAGAAUGGGUUGCCGUUUUCUCCUUUUAUUUGCUGUUUGUGGAAUUGGCUCAUCUAAGGAUUUUCAGAAUCUCUCAGGAAUAUGUGGAGGCUCUAUACUUUUUCCAGUUCACAGACUAGAUGACACUGAAGUUAUGAACAUCUUAUGGACCCGUGAGGAUGCUGAACAUAAAACCAAGAUACUGGCAGAUUUAAAGAAUGACCGGCUGAAUGUAAUAUUUAAAAAAUUUCAAGGACGGCUGCAACUCCAGAAUUCUGGUUACUCAUUACACAUGAGCAAUCUGGAAAUGGGAGACAGUGGUAUUUACAAAGCAUUAAUUUUCACAGAUGGUGACACCAUUGAAUUAAAAUACAGAUUGCAAGUGAAUGAAAGAAACAACUCAAACAGAGGUUCUUACAUCUGGAUGAAUAUCUUGAUUGGCCUCAUCAUAGUAUGUAUCUUCAAUGAGGAAACCAUAUAAUGCUGCACCAACCUGGACUGGAAGUUGAUUACCUUGUCUUCUUACAUAUUGGCUUUUUACGUAUUGUAAUUAUGAAUAUUAAUAAUUAAUAACAGUAUAAAACUACUGUCAGCGAUAUCUACAAUUAAUAUAGCAGAGCUUUGUAGAUACACUUCAGUAAGAUAUUAAAUCUCUGUAGUGUAUUCCAAAAUAUCACUGCUGCGAUAUCUAUAAAUUUGACAACAAAAUUAUUAUUAAAAAUGUAUAUUUAAUCCUUUGUUCUGAUCAGUUAUUUGUAUAGACACAUUUAAUUAUAUUUAUGUAAAAACUAGAUUAUGAAUCAAUUAUAAACGCUUAUUCUGUUACAAUUUUCUAUACAAAACAGAUCAUAAAAUAUAUCUCUAAAAAUUAACCUUACAAUUAAUCGCUUAUUAAAAUACCACAAAUAAGAAUACCAGAACGAUUUAUAAUUAGCCAACGACACAGCAACAAUGCUGACAUAUGGACUGCUAACUAAACAGUGCUUAGUUAACAAUAUAACAAGAUACUUCACACCAAUCUUGCUAAAUCUCAAUAAAUCUAGGAGAACAUUCAGAAAAGUAUAAGUAAACUAUUUAGCCCACAAAUGGUUCUAUAUAACUUCAAUUAAAACACCAGAAAUUGUAUAUUAUUAAUGCAACAGCCAAUGUAUAUGCCAAUUAAUCUGGUCUGAAACAACCUCUUAUUUAGCCACAAUAAAACAAAUUCUAAGAUAUAUCGCAAUAGCUGCAACUAACUUAUGACAUUAAAAUACAAAAAUUAUUUCUAAAUAUUAAUAUUUAACACCAGUAUAUUUACUACCCUUGGUCUAAUUAAUAUUAAAUAUAAGAAUAAGAUACCUUUUUAACUCACAGCUGUAGUUUAACUAUGCUAUAAAGAAUUUCUUUGCUUUAAAAUAUUAAAUUAUAAACAUCACCAUAAUACAUUACCAGCAAAUCAAUGUAUGAGAGUUUCAGCUUUCACAAUAAAUUAUUUUCACCAUCAUAUAAAGAUAGAAUGCACAUGUAUGGAAAUAAUGUUAAGCUCAAUUUUUGUCUUACAAAAACGUUGUGUAUUUUCAAAGGCAGCAUUUUAAGUCAGUAAGUCAAUAUCACCAGGGUCAGCAUGCAUUACUUUUUUUCCCUGUGCAUGAGACUUUUAUCAAGUGAUUAAAGCCCACCUCUUUUUCUAAUCAUUGGUGAAAAUUUGAAUACGCACUAAUCAGAGCUGAACAUCUCAUUGGCCCGGGGAAAUGUAUGUCUUUUAACAGCCAACCCCUCCUGGCUGCAAUACCAUUUCUGAACCAUUGGUGGCAGCAGUCAACAGAAUGCAGCUUUGUUUGCAAACACCACUGUAAAAAUAUUCUUAUAUAUUUUAAAACAUAUAUUUAAUAUACUCAUUGUUUCCUGAUAUUAAUAAAUUCAUCUGGUCCACAUAUAUGGGACUAUCUAAUACUACUGAAGAUGUGUGUAUCAAUAUCAAACGCGAGUAUAUUCCACUUAUAAUAUACCUAAAAAUAUAUACUGUAUACACUUCCAUUACAUUUAGAUAUAGACCUGUGCAAAAUAUUAAAUUUAUAUAAUAUACAUAUAAUACAUACUUCCUACUGACAAUGUCUCAAGAGAUGUAUUUCAAAGGCAUAUUUCUAAUUUGACACUUAAAAGGAUUUUAAUAUUUUAAGCAUGAAUUUGAUUAAUAUUUUAGUUCAUAUCCUGAUAUAAUGUUUCCACCUUUUCCAGUUAUCAUCUUAAUAUUACAUACAUACCUUGUGAGUAGCAGUCUGAUGUAAUUUCAUAUAGCUAUAUUUACAUUUGAUUAUUAUUACAUAUUAAUAUAAAUAUUACAUAUCUGUGGAUAUCUUUUUAAUAUUUAGUGUAUAAGCUAUAUGAUAUGAUUCAGGGCACACAUUAUAUAGGCAUUCAUAUAUCAGUAUCUACUAGUCAUAUCUGGAACCUAAUUUAUAUAUCAGAUGUCUGAAAAACAAAAUAAUGUUAUUUAGUUUGAAAUAAGUUAGACAUUUUAAAUUCAGGACAUUCAUCCAAUAUGGUAUAUUGGGCCUAAGACAAUCUUCUAGAUUCAUAUACAUUAGUUAUAUAAUCUGAGUCUUAUAACUAUAUGAAUUUAAACACAAUUCAUUUCAUAUGACUCAUAGCCUUACAUAUGUUGAUAUCUAAACUAGCAAUUUUUCCAGACGAGAAUGUGUAUUGGACCUUCAAAGGAAGACCUAGUGAAUCAUCAUGUUGAUUAUCACAUGUAUCUGUUAACUUACAAUAUUGUGGGAUUCUGCUAACAGAACAGAAUUGUGUUUCUGUCACCCCAGGGGCAUCCUGAACUAGGUCUGUAUCAGGGCAAUUGUUUUAAUUGAGUUAUUUAGAAAUACAUCAAAAUAUAAUCUGCAUAGUGAGUGGGAAGAGGUGUCUAGGCUGAAAGGUUUGAUUUACAAUUUCUGUUAUGGCUAUAGCCAAAUCAAUUCAUAUUAAGUAGAUAUUAGCUCAAUUGAAUUAUUAAAUUAUGUAAUACAUAUGUAGUUUAUCCAAUGCCACUCAGCAAUACCUCAACAGGCUAUAUGUGCUUUUACUGUCGUGUGAUGGUUCCUUACGUUUGAACAAAGUGAACCAUUUAUUUUCAUCCAAGCCUGCAUCUUUUGUACAUUCUGUAAGUUGCUUACCUGCCAUGUACACAUUUAAUUAUAUUUAUGUAAAAACUAGAUUAUGAAUCAAUUAUAAACGCUUAUUCUGUUACAAUUUUCUAUACAAAACAGAUCAUAAAAUAUAUCUCUAAAAAUUAACCUUACAAUUAAUCGCUUAUUAAGGAAGACCUAGUGAAUCAUCAUGUUGAUUAUCACAUGUAUCUGUUAACUUACAAUAUUGUGGGAUUCUGCUAACAGAACAGAAUUGUGUUUCUGUCACCCCAGGGGCAUCCUGAACUAGGUCUGUAUCAGGGCAAUUGUUUUAAUUGAGUUAUUUAGAAAUACAUCAAAAUAUAAUCUGCAUAGUGAGUGGGAAGAGGUGUCUAGGCUGAAAGGUUUGAUUUACAAUUUCUGUUAUGGCUAUAGCCAAAUCAAUUCAUAUUAAGUAGAUAUUAGCUCAAUUGAAUUAUUAAAUUAUGUAAUACAUAUGUAGUUUAUCCAAUGCCACUCAGCAAUACCUCAACAGGCUAUAUGUGCUUUUACUGUCGUGUGAUGGUUCCUUACGUUUGAACAAAGUGAACCAUUUAUUUUCAUCCAAGCCUGCAUCUUUUGUACAUUCUGUAAGUUGCUUACCUGCCAUGUAUAUAUUUAAGAAUUUUCUAUUUUCACAGAAACAUGGAACUUGUACAAUUAAACCUGAAUAUAAAACAACCAUAGAGUUAUUUGUGAAGAAAAAUUACAAUACAUAAAUAAAAAAGGAAAAUGUUGACCAAC